Molecule: messenger RNA, 2972 nt
Organism: Nestor notabilis (Kea)
Lineage: Eukaryota; Metazoa; Chordata; Aves; Psittaciformes; Psittacidae
Gene: MYO1D
Product: myosin ID
Exons: 22
Biological process (GO): actin filament organization; vesicle transport along actin filament
Cellular component (GO): microvillus; vesicle; actin cytoskeleton
Molecular function (GO): microfilament motor activity; actin filament binding; ATP binding
Source: RefSeq, a predicted model, not a curated record
AGCAUGAGACUGAAAAGUCCUUGCUCAGGGUGAGUAUUACUGAGCAGUUUGAAAAAGGCCGGAUUUACACAUUCAUUGGGGAGGUGGUUGUUUCCAUGAAUCCUUACAAAAACUUGAACAUCUAUGGGCGGGACACGAUUGAGCAGUACAGAGGAAGGGAGCUGUACGAGAGGCCUCCUCACCUCUUCGCCAUUGCUGAUGCUGCUUACAAGGCGAUGAAGAGGCGAUCCAAGGACACCUGCAUUGUGAUAUCAGGUGAAAGCGGGGCUGGGAAAACUGAGGCCAGUAAAUAUAUCAUGCAUUACAUAGCAGCCAUUACCAACCCCGGGCAGAGGGCUGAGGUGGAAAGAGUGAAGAACAUACUGCUGAAAUCCAACUGUGUGUUAGAGGCCUUCGGCAAUGCCAAAACAAACCGGAAUGACAAUUCCAGCAGGUUUGGGAAAUACAUGGAUAUCAACUUUGAUUUCAAAGGAGACCCAAUCGGGGGGCAUAUCAAUAACUACUUACUAGAAAAGUCUCGUGUGAUUGUGCAGCAGGCAGGAGAGCGAAGCUUUCACUCUUUUUACCAGCUGCUCCAGGGGGGGUCUGACCAGAUGUUACGUUCUCUGCAUCUACAGAAGGAUGCAUCUGCUUACAACUACAUCUGUCCUGGAGCACAGAUAAAGUGUUCCAUCAAUGAUGGUGCAGAGUUCAAAGCAGUAGCUGAUGCCAUGAAAGUGAUAGGCUUCAAGCAAGAGGAGAUUCAGACUGUCUACAAAAUCGUGGCGGCCAUCCUUCACCUGGGGAACCUGAAGUUUUCUGUGGAUGGUGACACGCCUGUGAUCGAGAACAGCAAGGUCGUGUCCAUCAUUGCAGACUUGCUGUCAACAAAAUCGGACAUGGUGGAGAAGGCUUUGUUGUUCAGAACUGUCGCUACAGGUCGGGAUGUCAUUGACAAACAACAUACUGAACAAGAAGCCACCUAUGGCAGAGAUGCCUUUGCAAAAGCGAUCUACGAGCGCCUCUUCGCUUGGAUCGUGACACACAUCAAUGAUGUGAUUGAAGUGAAGAACUAUGACACUACAGUACAUGGGAAAAACACAGUCAUUGGAGUCCUGGAUAUCUAUGGCUUUGAAAUCUUUGACAAUAACAGCUUUGAGCAAUUUUGCAUUAAUUACUGCAAUGAAAAGCUACAGCAGCUCUUUAUACAGCUGGUUCUAAAGCAGGAGCAGGAAGAGUACCAGCGAGAGGGAAUUCCCUGGAAGCAUAUCGAUUACUUCAACAACCAGGUCAUCGUCGACCUGGUGGAGCAGCAGCACAAAGGGAUCAUCUCCAUUUUGGAUGAUGCCUGCAUGAAUGUUGGAAAAGUAACAGAUGAGAUGUUCCUCGAGGCUCUUAACAACAAGCUGGGGAAGCACGCUCACUUCUCCAGCAGAAAGCUUUGUGCCACUGACAAGACGCUGGAGUUCGACAGAGACUUUCGGAUCAAGCACUACGCUGGAGAUGUGAUUUACUCAGUCACUGGAUUUAUUGAUAAAAACAAGGACACUUUAUUUCAAGACUUCAAGCGCCUCAUGUACAACAGCUCUAACCCUGUGUUGAAGAUGAUGUGGCCUGAAGGUAAACUGAGCAUCACUGAGGUAACCAAGAGACCUCUGACAGCUGCUACUCUUUUUAAGAACUCCAUGAUCGCACUAGUGGACAACCUGGCAUCGAAGGAGCCCUAUUACGUCCGUUGCAUCAAGCCCAACGACAAGAAGUCACCGCAGCUGUUUGACGAGGAGCGGUGCAGGCACCAGGUGGAGUACCUCGGCCUGCUGGAGAACGUGCGGGUGCGACGCGCCGGCUUCGCCUACCGCCAGACCUACGAGAAGUUUCUGCACAGGUACAAGAUGAUCUCGGAAUUCACUUGGCCAAACCAUGACCUCCCUUCAGACAAAGAUGCUGUGAAGAAGCUCAUAGAGUGCCAUGGAUUUCAGCACGACGUGGCUUAUGGCAAGACCAAGAUCUUCAUCCGCACGCCUCGAACUCUCUUCACCUUGGAGGAACUGCAUGCCAAGAUGCUUGUGAGGAUUGUCCUCUUCCUACAGAAGGUUUGGAGGGGCACUUUGGCUCGCCUUCGCUACAAGAGGACAAAGGCUGCCCUCACCAUCCUCAAGUAUUACCGCCGCUACAAGGUGAAGUCCUACAUCCGGGAGGUUGCACGGCGCUUCCACAACGUGAGGCAGAUGAAGGACUAUGGCAAGCACGUGCAGUGGCCCACCCCACCCAAAGUGCUGCGCCGGUUUGAAGAGGCACUUCAGACCAUUUACCACAGGUGGAGAGCAGGUGAACUCAUCCGGAGCGUCCCACCAGAAGUCCUACCUCAACUGAGGGCCAAGGUUGCUGCCAUGGAAGUGCUGAAGGGUCACAGAGCUGAUAUUGGCCUACAAAGAGCAUGGGAGGGGAAUUACAUCGCCCUGAAACCAGACAACUCUCAGACCACGGGCUCUUUCAUCCCUGUUGCCAACGAGCUGAAACGGAAGGACAAGUACAUGAACGUUCUCUUCUCCUGUCACGUCCGCAAGGUCAAUCGCUUUAAUAAGGUGGAGGACAGAGCAAUCUUCAUUACGGACCGACACCUGUAUAAGCUGGACCCUAUGAAGCAGUACAAAGUGAUGAAGACCAUCCCCCUCUAUAAUUUGAUAGGAUUGAGUGUCUCCAAUGGAAAGGACCAGCUCGUGGUCUUCCACACGAAGGACAACAAGGAUCUCAUUGUCUGUCUCUUCAGUAAAGAGCCCUCUAACGACAGCAGGAUUGGGGAGCUGGUGGGAGUCCUGGCCAGUCACUUCAAGAGUGAGAAGCGCGCUCUGCAAGUCAGCGUCACCAACCCGGUGCAGUGCAGCCUGCACGGGCGGAAAUGCACCGUCUCUGUGGAAACCAAGAUCAACCAAUCCCAACCGGAUUUCACCAAGCAUCGUUCCGGCUUCAUCCUCUGCGUGCCAGGGAAUUAG